GGAAGAGUGAUUUUUCUCUGUUAUUGGGAAUGAGUCGUUUUUAUAAUGGCUCCAAUCAGAAUAAAACAUAUCGUCUCGUUUACAUCACAGGAUAGUAAGAAUGGUGUGGAUAACCUGUGUGGUGAUGGAGGUGGGAACAGCAGACCAUGGUUAUGCAAUGCACAGGACCGCAGUGGAGUACUCAGAGUGGAAUUACAGAUGGAGCGAGCAUUUGUCAUAGGAUUCAUUGAUGUUGGGAACUGUGGCUCUGCAUUCAUUCAGGUUGAUGUCGGCCGCUCCUCCUGGCCAUUACACCAUCCGUACGUCACACUACUGCCCACUGCAACACUCAUGAGUCCAGCUGACUCAAAAGAGGGUACUGGCCGCCAAACUGUGCGCAUGUUCAAAAAAGCUGAUUUUCUCCCUCAGGUUGCUGAGGAGAGCUGGGACAGACUGCGAGUCACCUGCACUCAGCCAUUCAAUAAACGCUUGCAAUUUGGUCUGUCAUUUCUGCGCAUCCGCACCACAGAAGAUCAGGUCGAAGAGGCAGCAGACAAACAGGAAGGAGUUGUUCCUCAAAAUCUGUGCACACCAGAUAAGAUGAUAUCUGUGAGAGGGUGGCUCUCCAGCCCAGCUAUUCAAAACACAUUUUUUGGACGAAUCACAGGAGAUGGCUCCCCAAAUGAUGCCCAAACGAAGCCUGAGAGUUUUAGUUGGGCCGAGCGCAUGGUCAAAGCUGCCCAGACAAACAGUCGCUCCAUAUCAUCAUCCCCGUGCAGUACUGCAUCUAGUACAACUGCUCACAGAGACAAUGACAUGAAAACCCCACCAGAUUCUGGUGGACUCAGGACUUCCAGUGACAUUAUAAGGACCGCUCAGGAGCAGAGGAGGAAGUCAAAGGCACGCCAGAGCCUUAUAAACCAUGGCACAACAUUGAAGAGGUCCAGAGCUGCAGCUUUCACUGAUGAACCCAUAACAACAUCCAAAGGUGUCAGAACAAAGAAACAAGCCAGCAACAGCCCAGUGGACAUAAAGGAAUCCACCUGCCAUGCUCCACAGAGCUCUACUGAACCAUUAUCUCCUGAGACGCUAUGUCCUCUUUGUGGAGUAUCCUUCAGUCCUGAUUUCCUGCCACUCCAUGCUGCCACCUGCCUAGAUUCUGAUCCAGUUGAACUCUCGGGGGUCAUGAGCUCACGGCACUCUUUUCCUGUUUUUCACUCUGGCGCAGAUGAGCUUCUGGUUUCAUGUCCUCUUUGCUCCAUCAGAUUCCCUCCAGACCGCAUUCAGCAGCACGCCAGCACCUGCGGUGACACAGUAGAGCCCAGUAUCAUAUGGAUGAACAUGGAAAACCUCACGCCUGACCAAUGGCGCGAGAUUGUGAACAAGAAGUUAUGCUUCCCAGCGGAGCUCCUUGGUGCCAUCCGAGAGGGGAACAUUCACAUGAUCACUGCCCUGCUGAAGACGGGUGAUGGCAUCAUCCGUCAGCUGGACGACUCUGAGGACCGCCAAUGGAGAGAAGCACUCAACCUGUCUAUCAGGCUGGGCAACGAGGACACAAUGGACACCCUUCUUCAAAGCAUCAAGUUUGACUUCCGGCAGAUUCAUGAAGCUCUUCUGGUGGCUGUGGAUACCAACCAACCUCGUGUGGUCAAACGCCUCCUGGAUCGACUGGAUCAAGAGAAGGGGAACAAGAUGGAUGUGCGCUCUUUCUCUCAGGCCAUUUUUGACCACUCCAUUGAUGAUUCACAGUUUGCCCCUGGAGUGACACCAUUGACACUGGCCUGUCAGAAGGAUCUAUAUGACAUUGUGACAAUGCUCUCUCAGAAAGGUCACGUCAUUCCGUGGCCACACAAAAUGUCAUGUGCAUGCCUGGAGUGCAGGAAUGGGCGCCAAUACGACUUGUUGAAGUUCUCCUUGUCACGAAUCAAUACCUACCGAGGCAUUGCCAGCCGUGCUUACCUGUCUAUCACUGCAGAAGAUGCCAUGCUCAGUACCUUUCGACUAAGCAGGGACCUUCGCAAGCUUUCUAAGAAGGAACCUGAAUUUAAGCCUCAGUAUAUUGGUCUUGAGGAAUUGUGCCAGGAGUUUGCCGUGGAGCUGCUUGGAAUGUGCAGGAACCAAAGUGAGGUCACCACCAUCCUGAACAGCUGUGUUAGAGAUGAAGAGGACAGCGACGAUGAGCUGGACCAGCAGGCAUUUGAGGAGGGCAUUCCAAACCUGGCUCGCUUGCGGCUUGCAGUCAACCUCAACCAAAAACAGUUUGUAGCCCACCCGAUCUGCCAGCAAGUGCUCUCCUCCAUCUGGUGUGGAAAUCUGUCAGGCUGGAGGGGCAGCCGAACAGCCUGGAAACUCCUGGUGUCUUUAGGGAUUUUCUUGUCCAUGCCCCUCCUCUGCUUUAUCUAUUGGAUUGCACCAAAAUCAAAGUUGGGAAAGACUCUGAAGAUUCCAGUGAUUAAAUUUCUUCUCCAUUCUGCCUCAUAUAUGUGGUUUCUCAUCACACUACUGGGGGAGUCCAUUGCCAUGGAGAUGCACCGGGAGGAGUUUGCCUCUCGUGAGCAGAACAUCCUGCACAACUCCUUCCACAUGAUUUGGGUGAUUGGAUUUUUCUGGUUCGAGUGUAAGGAGGUUUGGAUUGAGGGCUUGAGGACAUACUUCCUGGAUUGGUGGAACUGUCUGGAUGUGAUGGUACUUAGUAUGUACCUGGCUUCAUUCGCCAUGAGAGUGGUCAUCAUGCUCAAGAGCUAUUUCGUGUGCCAGGAACCUGGGUGCCAGGACGAGUGUGUCUACUUCACCGAAACCUCACGUGAAGACUGGCAUCAGGAGGAUCCCCAGUUCAUUGCUGAGGUGCUGUUUGCAGUGACUAGCAUGUUGAGUUUCACUCGCUUGGCCUACAUCCUGCCAGCACACGAGUCUCUCGGUACCUUGCAGAUCUCCAUUGGGAAGAUGAUUGAUGACAUGAUGAGAUUCAUGUUCAUUUUGGUGAUCAUUGGAACAGCCUUCCUGUGUGGCAUCAACAAUACUUAUGUCCCUUAUGUGAUCUCUCCUCGUCUUGGAAGAUUGAAUGAGACCUUUCGGUUCCUCUUCUGGACCAUGUUUGGUGUUGCUGAUCAGACCAAUGUGGACAUGGAUGAGUUUGCUUUGGCUGAGCUUGUUGGGAGAAUCCUCUAUGGCAUCUAUACUCUGCUCAUUGUCAUUGUCCUUCUAAACAUGCUCAUUGCCAUGAUCACCAACUCUUUCCAGAAAAUUGAGGAUGAUGCUGAUGUAGAGUGGAAGUUUGCCCGUUCUAAGCUCUAUCUGAGUUACUUUAGAGAAGGACUGACAAUGCCUGUCCCCUUCAACAUCAUCCCCUCUCCAAAGGCCCUUUUCUAUCUUUUACGAGGAAUAUUCAGAAGGAUCUGUUGCUGCUGCCUCAACUGUAACUCGGCUCCAGACUACCCUCCAAUUGCAUCUCUGGAUGAUGGAGCAUUUGGUGAGAGCCGUAUUUCCUACAAGCAGCAGGUCAUCCGGGCCCUUGUUCAGCGCUAUAUUGAAUCUGCAAGGAGAGAGUUUGAGGAGACAAAACGCAAAGAUGUUGGGAACAGGAUCACAGAGCUGAGUAAAGUGGUUGCCCGAUUACAUGCUGAAAUGAAGCAGCUCCACAAUGCCAUGCAGGACAGCUCAGAUGACCCCAAAGCAGAUCCAUCAGAAGGCUCUUCUUUCCUGGGGAAGUACAUCCAUGGAGCCAAAAACAACUUUCGGGGCUUCAACAGCAAUGAGAGAAAGACUCCACCUUCACUAGUUCACCAUGAAGAGCCAAAGGCUGAUACAGAGGACAUUGGUGAUGGACGAGACACUGUGGAAGAGAGAGAUGGAGAGGAUGUGGACAUGCAAGAUUCACCAGGUAGUGACAUAGAAGCAAAUAGGAAGUCAAAUGAAGAGCCAAUCAGUGUAAAAGAGAAAGAUGAUGGUGUAGAGGGAGACAGAGUUGACACGGAUGUGACCAAUGGGAGAGAAGAGGAAGGAAAUGGGGGGGAUUUGGAAUUGAGUAAUGAUGGAGUCAUUGAGAUUAGUGUGGAGGAAGAAGCUGAAACAAAUAUAGAUAGUGAUUCACAAACAGUCAUAGAAAUAGAGUCAAACAUAGACACUGAAUUAAGUGGAAAAAGUGAAGAGCAGACAAUGAUGAAGAGAGAAAUUAAAGAGGAAUUUAGAACAGAUGAAGGUGAUACAUGGGAAAAUGUACAAGACGAGAUAAAAGAAAAUGCAGAGGGCUGUGAAAAUAAUGUAAGUACAGAAUAUUUAGAGGACAGAUCAGAUGAGGAUGUAAUUAAAAUAGUCAAUGAGGGAAAUGCAAGUGAGGACAAUAAGACUGAACUGAAUAAGAGAAGCUUGGUGAGUUUCAUGGCAAAGAGGAUAGAGGAAAGUAUAGAGAGGACAGGCCUAAAGGAAAUUAAUUUCAGUUUCAGUGGAAAGCAAGUAUCAUCUCCGACCGGCAGCGAUGACUCCCAGGACACUGGUUUUGGUUCUCAGGAAUUUGAUCUUGGAGCUAACAGCUCUUUAAAGACUGGGAUAAUUUUUCCAAGACAAGAUAGCUUAUGA
Molecule: messenger RNA, 4554 nt
Organism: Xyrauchen texanus (razorback sucker)
Lineage: Eukaryota; Metazoa; Chordata; Actinopteri; Cypriniformes; Catostomidae
Product: short transient receptor potential channel 2-like
Exons: 22
Coding region: 46-4554 (1502 amino acids)
Biological process (GO): single strand break repair; calcium ion transmembrane transport; manganese ion transport
Cellular component (GO): membrane; nucleus; cation channel complex
Molecular function (GO): store-operated calcium channel activity; inositol 1,4,5 trisphosphate binding; damaged DNA binding
Source: RefSeq, a predicted model, not a curated record